AUGCCUCCACCGCGCCCAGAGUUUGAGAACCCCCCCGAUGUUCUCUACAAUAAAACAGGUGCCAGCCGUUACACCAGUAGCACACGUGUUCAGUUGGUACAAAGGGCCAUGACGGUGCGUGCGCUAGAACUCCUUGGCAUUCCGCCUGGUCGACAGGCUCUAUUGUUAGACAUUGGAUGCGGAAGCGGCAUCAGUGGAGAUGUGCUUCGCGCGACGGGACACACGUGGGUCGGGGUCGAUAUCAGCAACGACAUGUUGAUGCUCGCCAAGGAGUCGCAACAGAAGGAAGAGUCUGGGAUGGGGCGCGAAGAGGAAACGCAUAGUGGUGAGCAAAACGGGACAACAGGACCUGGCGGAAAGAUUUCUAGCAAUGAUCUCAAGAAUGUGAAGUGGGGCCUUAUUACGGAGUCGGACGACGACAACGAUGAGGAGAGUAAUGAGGGGGAAACCGCGGAUGCGCUAAUGGGUCCUUCUAUGGUUGAAGUUCUGCGUGGAGACAUGGGUCAGGGUUUGCCGUUCCGUCCCGGGUCCUUUGACGGGGCGGUGUCUAUAUCAGCAGUACAGUGGCUCUGUCAAAGUGACUGCCGCGGGCACGUGCCACAGCGACGUCUGCGUGCUUUAUUUCAAUCUCUUUAUAAUGCACUCCACCGCGGCGCCAAGGCUGCCCUGCAGUUUUACCCAAGCAACGUCGAGCAGGUUCACAUGAUCACGCGUGCCGCCAUGCUAUGUGGCUUCACGGGUGGCGUCGUGGUCGAUUUUCCGCACAGUGCCAAGGCGAAAAAGCAUUAUUUGGUGAUACAGGCCGGUCAGGUUGCGGGUGGGUUUGUGCCUCGUUUACCAAUUGCCGCGUGCGCCACCGACGGCGAGGAAGAAGAGGAAGACGAAGGAGAGGAGGCAGGAGAAAUGGAGAGUGAGGCUGAAUUCGGCGACGACAACGGUGAUGAACAAUACACAAAGGCUCGUGUGGGUGGUCGCGUGCGUGCGAAGCACUCCCGCUCUCACAACAGCGGCCCGGCUGGCAAGCGGCGCCGGAAGGACAAUCGACCUGUCACAGGCUCAAAGGACUGGGUGCUGCUCAAAAAAGCUGAACGGCGCAAGUUUGGUCUUCCAACAACAGAAGACUCCAAAUACACCAUGCGCAGACGCCGCCCACGGUUUUAG
Trypanosoma conorhini is the source of this 1161-nucleotide messenger RNA. Its product is annotated as methyltransferase-like protein. Gene Ontology annotation, biological process: rRNA (guanine-N7)-methylation. Gene Ontology annotation, molecular function: rRNA (guanine) methyltransferase activity. The transcript has a single exon. Lineage: Eukaryota; Euglenozoa; Kinetoplastea; Trypanosomatida; Trypanosomatidae. The coding region runs from base 1 to 1161 and encodes 386 amino acids. Gene Ontology annotation, cellular component: nucleolus. The record is from RefSeq and is a predicted model, not a curated record.